This is a messenger RNA of Rhizophagus irregularis DAOM 181602=DAOM 197198, 564 nucleotides long. The record is from RefSeq and is a predicted model, not a curated record. NCBI's taxonomy places the organism in Eukaryota, Fungi, Glomeromycota, Glomeromycetes, Glomerales, Glomeraceae.
UUUGAAAUUGAAAUAUGCGUUUCAGUUUUUAUUAUGAUUAUCAAGAUAAUCUUUUUGAAUUUAUUACAACCUUUCAUAAAAAUUUUCCUCUUCUCUUUACACCAAAUACAAUACAUAAAAAAAAAUUCCCCAUCCUUUCUUCUCACUAACCAUGGAUACGCUUGUAGCACUCUUGUAGUCAUCUUUGUCCCAAUCAUUUCGUUCCUUUUUAUAUUUUUUAUUUGGAAUUUUUUAUUUAGAAGUGCCAGCAGAACAUUCAAUAUUGUCGCUUCUUUACGCUUUCCUUUGAGUUACUAGCACUUUGGAAUACUUUUCAAAAAAAUGGGUAAGAAAGUUGAUUGUCUUUCUUUAUGAUCCAAUUUUUAUAUGAACUCGUAGUUAUGGAUACUCAAUGGCCUUAUUAGUUAAGUGAUAGAAAAAACCUUAUUUGCGCGCAAGAAAAUUUGCGAAUUUUUAACGCGUGCAAUUUUGCAUUCCGCAAAUUCCAUGUCGAAAUAUUACGGCUCAUUUACACCAAUCCGGCGUUACACCAGUGUAAUACUAUUUUCAUAUGAAUCUUCGAAA